UCAUCAUCUUCUUCAGAAAGCUGAAAAUCUCCAUUGUUUCCUCGAAGCAAAAAUGGCAGUCUGCUUGUCGUUAACGUCUUCACAUCCAUCUUUCUCUCUCUCCUCUGAGUUUUGCGCUAACGGGAAGAGAGAGAAACCAGAUUCUCUCUCGUGGUCUUCGUCCUUCCCGCAGCUGAAAAUCUCUACGUCUUUCUCCCCGUGCCGUCGAAACCCCUCGCUUAAACAGAAUGUUAUUGUUGCAGCUGCCUACACAAGGAGAUCACGGAGUGAAGCUGAAAAGAGACCUAGUCGGAAGUCAUGGAAACAGAAGACAGAUAUGUAUAUGAGACCAUUUUUACUGGACGUUUUCUUUUCAAAACGUUUUAUCCAUGCCAAAGUGGUACACCGACCAACCAGCAAGGUGAUAUCAGUGGCUACUACGAAUGCCAAGGACCUUAGGACUACACUGCCAUCGCUCAUUGACAACAACGCGGCCAAGGUUAUAGGCAGGCUGAUUGCUGAUCGAUCCAAGGAUGCUGAUGUAUUUGCAAUAUCAUAUGAGCCUAGGAAGAAUGAGAGGAUAGAAGGCAGGCUGGCAUUGGUUCUUGAUACCAUUGCAGAAAACGGUAUCAUAUUUGUAUAACAACAAUUUAUCUGCAACAAAUUUACAGAAUGGUAAUGCAACUAUUAUUAUGGGCUUAUGGCAACAAA
Molecule: messenger RNA, 690 nt
Organism: Ipomoea nil (Japanese morning glory)
Lineage: Eukaryota; Viridiplantae; Streptophyta; Magnoliopsida; Solanales; Convolvulaceae
Product: 50S ribosomal protein L18-like
Exons: 2
Coding region: 53-622 (189 amino acids)
Biological process (GO): translation
Cellular component (GO): ribosome
Molecular function (GO): 5S rRNA binding; structural constituent of ribosome
Source: RefSeq, a predicted model, not a curated record